AUGGUCAGUACCAUCAACGACAACCCAUUCUCAAUGGAGGCCAUCUACCAGCCGUACGAUUUCUACAAUCGUUUGCGCGAAUACGAACCGGUCUACUACAACGAAGAACUCGAAGUAUGGAUGAUCACCUCGUGGGAACACUUGGUCUGGGUCACCCGUCAUCCGGAAGCGUUCUCCUCCAGUGUUUAUGCGCGCGACGUUCGCGCGCCAAACCCGCCCAUUGACGAAGACGACAUGGAAAUCUACAACUUCAUCAAGAAGUGGCAGGUUUCCCGCUUCAUUCAGCACGACCAGAGGCGCUACAACCCGGAAGUAUCUGGCGCCGACCACGUCGACAUGCGCCGGGUGAUGCACGGUUAUUUCACUCCUAAGUCAAUGGAGAUGUGGCGGCCUCUCGUGCAGUCGGCAAUCGACGAGUUGCUGGACGCAGUUGAAGAGAAAGGCCGAAUGGACGUCAUGGCCGACCUCGCCACGCCGUUGCCGUUGCUGGUGAUCGCCCGCAUGUUGGGCAUUCCCGACAGCGAUCGGCCAAAAUUGCGGGAACUCGCCAAGGAUUUGCGGUUCCUGAAUCGCGAUGGUCCGGAUCGUAUGGGCCCCUUGUCCCAAGCCGUGAAGAACCUCCAGGACUAUAUCAGCCCCUUGGUCGCGGAACGCGUUGAGAGUCCAAAGGAUGACCUUAUCUCGGUGGUCGCCGAGGGCGAACGGCAGGGUAUCUUCAACCGUGAUAUGACCAUCAACAACGUGAUGCUGCUGCUGUCUGCCGGACACGAAACAACGAUUAACCUGAUUUGUAACGGAACUCUCGCCUUCACGCAGCACCCUGAUCAGUGGGCCGACCUCAAGUCAGAUCCCGAAGGCAAAACCGUGCGCGCCACCGAAGAAGCCUUGCGGUACGAUUCGCCCGUUCGCUCGAUCCAGCGUAUCGCGGUGGACGACAUCGAGAUGAAUGGCCAGACCAUUCGCAAGAACGAUCGCGUACGCUGGUUCAUACCCGGCGCCAACCGUGAUCCCAAGGUGUUUGACCGCGCCGACGACUUCGAUAUCGAGCGUUACCCGAAUCAGCACGUCGCCUUUGGUAGCGGCGUCCACCACUGUCUCGGUGCAACGCUGGCCCGCCUGGAAGGGCAGGAGAUUUUCCGCAAUCUGGCCAACCGUUUCGACAAGAUGGAGUUGGAAAUCCCGGUGGAACAGGUCGAGUACGACCAUGUUCUUACGUUCCGGGCCGUGGAAAGCCUACCGGUCACUGUAACCAGCGCCCGCUAA
Molecule: messenger RNA, 1263 nt
Organism: Geodia barretti
Lineage: Eukaryota; Metazoa; Porifera; Demospongiae; Tetractinellida; Geodiidae
Source: the annotation of a GenBank genome assembly